UAGUAAAAUUAAUUACUGAUCGGUUACUGUAAACAAGUUUGUAACCUGCGACUGUAAACACACGUGUUUUCGUUUAUGACAGCGGUUCAGAAUGACAAGCUCUAAUUCCAACACUCAUGUCAACAAAAAGCCGCAUUUUCGACUCGCCUCUGAAAGGCUGGUCCUCUUGCCUGCUGAAAACCGAAAACUGGAAUUAUUCACACCGGGGAAAAUUGUUACGGACGACCCCAAACUUAUGAGUGGACAUGGCACUUAUUUGGAAAACAAUAAGAUCAAAUCUUCUUUAGCCGGUAUUGAAAAACGUGUCAACAAAUUAAUUUUCAUAAAGCCGUUGAAGUGUCGAUACAAUGGGGAAAUUGGCGAUGUCGUCAUCGGUAGGAUCACAGAGGUACAGCAGAGUAGGUGGAAAGUGAACAUCAACGCCAGAUUGGACGGUGUCCUUCUCCUUUCGUCUGUCAAUCUCCCUGGAGGCGAAUUGAGGAGACGUUCAGUCGAGGAUGAGAGGAUGAUGAGGCAAUACCUUUCUGAAGGGGAUCUUAUCAGCGCCGAAGUGCAGAAAGUGUACACUGGUGAUGCUUUAGCUUUACACACUAGAAAUCUUCGAUAUGGAAAACUUUCACAAGGUGUGCUCAUGUCAGUUCCACCCGGGUUGAUUAUGAGAACAAAAACACAUUUUCACACGAUAUGCGGUGCAAGCUUGAUAAUCGGUACAAAUGGGUUUAUUUGGAUUUACCCCGUUCAGACGAGUGAAGAAGGAGCUGGAGGUUUCGCAAGGAAUCUUGAUCUCAGAGUUGACAAUGAAUCGAGGAGAGCAAUCAUACGCAUUCAGUGUUGCAUCCAAAUACUAGCAGACAGUAAAAUAAUGAUUAGCGACUCUAGUAUUAUUUCAGCAGUAAAUUGCUCUUCAGAUUAUCAGAUCAAUGAAUUGCUUUUGCCAAAUGUAAAACUAGAUAUUGCUGUUGCAGUGAAACACAUGUCUUAUUUUAUUAAUUGAUGGUUAUAUUUAUCAUUAAAAAUGUUAAUGUAUAUAUAUUUUUUGUACUACAUAACAAUUUUUUUGUUAUUCCUACCUGUUUGAACUUUGUAUAGUGAAACAUGCCAACAAAAAAAAUUACAAAUAUAAAAAUAGAACUGUA
Molecule: messenger RNA, 1136 nt
Organism: Cimex lectularius (bed bug)
Lineage: Eukaryota; Metazoa; Arthropoda; Insecta; Hemiptera; Cimicidae
Gene: Rrp4
Product: exosome complex component RRP4
Exons: 6
Coding region: 92-994 (300 amino acids)
Biological process (GO): nuclear polyadenylation-dependent rRNA catabolic process; CUT catabolic process; poly(A)-dependent snoRNA 3'-end processing
Cellular component (GO): nuclear exosome (RNase complex); cytoplasmic exosome (RNase complex)
Molecular function (GO): RNA binding
Source: RefSeq, a predicted model, not a curated record